Molecule: messenger RNA, 3520 nt
Organism: Penaeus vannamei (Pacific white shrimp)
Lineage: Eukaryota; Metazoa; Arthropoda; Malacostraca; Decapoda; Penaeidae
Product: cell division cycle protein 23 homolog
Biological process (GO): protein ubiquitination; anaphase-promoting complex-dependent catabolic process; cell division
Cellular component (GO): anaphase-promoting complex
Molecular function (GO): protein binding
Source: RefSeq, a predicted model, not a curated record
AGGCAAUGGCGAGACACGAAGACCUCUCUGACAAGUCCUCGAGUAGAUUCGAGGACAUUUCUCGACCGGGAAGACCCUCCUCGCCCCCACACAAAGACAUGGAGUUCCUGCGGGCGCUGAAGAAGGACGUGAUGGUGGCCAGAGAGCAGUGUUACCUCCGAGGACUCCUACAGACGACGAAGUGGUUGAGUGAGCUCCUGUACUGUGUCCGCGAUGUGAAGUUAGACGAGCCCAUGCCAUCAUCACACACCUACUAUGAUCAGCUAGGAGAAGAGCUGGACCACUAUCAUCUAGCAAAGUCGUAUUUUGAUCUAAAAGAAUAUGACAGAUGUGCCUACUUUACCGAAGACUGUACAACAGAUUUAGGGAAGUUUCUACACUUAUAUUCGCAGUACCUUUCCGGAGAGAAGAAAAAGAAUGAGGAUAUUGUUGAUCCAUUGGUGACCAACGACCAGCACAAAGGAGCAUACCUGAAGGAGCUACACACCGAACUCUCAAAGAUGUACAAGCAGCACACUUCAUCUGCACCAGAAUCUGGUGAGGGUGAGAUUGACGCAUGGUUGCUGUGGUUGUAUGGGGUAGUUCUCAAGCGCCUAGACCUCACAAGACAAGCGGUUGAAGUCUUGUGCCAAGCCCUCCACCUCGAGCCCCUCCACUGGGGUGCGUGGCUCGAGUUGGCUGCACUUAUCACUGAUAGAGAGAUGUUGAGCACAUUGAAGCUACCAGAUCACUGGAUGCGCAAGUUAUUCCUUGCACACACGUACCUGGAACUGCAACUGAAUGACGAGGCUUUGGAGAUCUACACUGGCCUACAGGAGGCUGGUCUUUCCCACUCCACAUAUAUCAUGGCUCAGGUAGCCAUUACGCACCACAAUCAGAGAGAGGUUGAUCAAGCUGUGGCGAUAUUCAACGAGCUAGAGUCGCUUGACCCAUUCCGUCUAAACAACCUAGACACAUACUCGAACUUGCUUUACGUCAAAGAAAUGCGGGUGGAGCUCUCACACUUGGCACACAGGGUAGUGCAAGUGGAUAAGUACCGGGUGGAAACAUGUUGCGUCAUAGGAAACUACUACAGUUUGCGCUCACAGCAUGAGAAGGCUGUACAGUACUUCCAGAGAGCACUGCGGCUUAACCCUCAUUAUCUAGCUGCCUGGACACUCAUGGGCCAUGAGUACAUGGAGAUGAAGAACACAAGCGCAGCAAUCCAGUGUUAUCGACAAGCUAUAGAUGUUAACAGAAGAGACUACAGAGCAUGGUAUGGCCUCGGUCAGACGUAUGAGAUUCUUAAGCUUCCUGCCUACUGCCUUUACUAUUUCAAACAGGCCCAGAAACUACGCCCUAAUGACUCUAGGAUGCUUGUUGCUCUUGGGGAGAGCUACGAGAAGCUGGAGAAGACGGACGAGGCCAAGAAGUGUUUCCUGAAGGCCCACAGUGUAGGAGACAUUGAGGGCAUUGCGUUGAUGCGGCUGGCAAAGCUGUACAGUCGCCUAGGGGAGGGCGAGCAAGCGGCUGUCCUCUAUGAGCGCUACCUGCAAGAGACCGAGGAUGCAGACCGGUGCGAGGACCGAGGCCAGGUUUACCAAUUCCUGACGAGUCAUUACCUGCAGAAGAACAUGCUUGACCUUGCCUAUGACUAUGCCCAGAAGUGCACGUUGUUUAUGGAGACACGGGAAAGUGGGAAGACAAUGCUAAGGGAAAUUGCCAACAGAAGACAGCACAUAGAACAGAAUACACAGGACGACUGUGGGAGUGUACUUGUGAGUCGAGUAAGGCCGAGAGUCAGCCAUGGGGGAGAUCGCUCGGCAGCCACCAGAUUGCCGCCGCUGAACCUCACUUACACGCCUUAAUGCAAGCGAGCGAGAAAACAAAAUGUCCUUUCAGUCUUUGUUUUCCUUUUCUUUUUUUUCCUUUCUUCAAUUCAUCGCUCUUUCAUAACAAUUUCCUCAUUUCAUCGAUACCAGUGUGUAUUUAGUUGGUAAGGUUAAAGUUUCAUGCUUACUAAAUUGAACUCGUAUGUGUAAAUACAUAUUACAAUUAUGAAUUAUUAUUUUUUUAUCCCAGCUUUUGGGAGGUUGAUAUUGUUCAUGUCUUCUUCAUUGAUGAUCAGUUUUGUAAGAUGUAAAUGAGAAUAAUUGGAAGUCUGAUAAUAGUUAAGAUUUACAUGAAUGUUGUUAUAUGUCUGACAUUGUUUGUAUGAUUGUAUGAACCUUUUUUUUCUUUGUUUUGUCAUUACUUUACAUUUGUCUAUUCUUAUGGCAAUAGUUAACUUUACAUAGCCUCUAUUGCGGUUAAAGAUUUCAUAUAUUGUUUUUAUAUUUAAAACUAAUAAAAAAUGAACAAAACCUGUUUUUAAGAAUCCUUGAGAAUUAGAAGAAAAUAAACCAAUACAUAUAAAAUGUUGAAUAAGUAUAGAAUAGUCUAAAUACCAUAUAAUUAUUCAAUUAGGAAUAAUAUCUUUAAAAAUUACCUUCAUGACAAACCAUAAAUAAUUAAAACAUUUUCUUGCAUGAUUAGGAAUAUAAAAAAACACCUUUUUUAUCACUAACAGUUUAUUUAGCAGCCUACCAUCAUAAUAAUAAUAAUAAUCACCACCAAUACAGAUCACUCUGGACUUGAGAUACUAGUUUUAUAUCCUUAUAGCUUAUUAACUACUCUAAAGUCAUUUGUUGGCUGUUGUACAACCUUGAUGAGUUUGUCACACGUCAAGAAGGGGGGAGGGGGGGUAGUAGCAUUGGGGGGUUAUGUCUAGGAUGAUCUGCAUAUAAGUGACUGCGAAUAAUAAUAAUAAUAAAAAAAAAUAUGUAUUACAAAACAUUUCUCAUCCAUUUAUUUUCCAGGACACAAGUCGCAGCUUCAAUCAUUAUCUUUUUUUUAUGAUAUAUCUUGACUCGACUCAUAUCCCGGCAUGCUCUUCCAAGGUCGAUGAAUCCCACAAUGCGCUCAAAACAAAUAACAAGCGAAUUGCAGGUUCCAGAGUCCUUGUUAAUCCUUCUUCCAAAAUUACGAAUCUGAAAGUUUUUAAUUCCUACAGUAGAAGUUUUUAGUUUUACUUUUUUUUUCUUUUUUUUUGUGAGGAUUUACAAAUAUCCUUGAUGCAUGUUCCUUUGCUAUAAUUAGAUUAUAAGAAGGGGACAUGCCUCAAGGUUUAAUCCUUUAUAAAAGAAAGAAGGAAGACUAAGACAAAGAAAGGACAAUAAGGAAAGAAAAAGAAAAGAAAAAAAAAGGCUACCAAACUGUCAUAAUUUUUUUGUUUUUUUGUAAGUUUUUACCUAUCUUUUUUAAGACUGAAUAGACAAGGUAAUACAUCUGAAUUGCUUUUUGAGUAUAAAAAUUCUAAUAGUCUGUAAUAAAAAGGAGAUUCCCUUGUCUUUUCUACGAGAUGGCGUUACAUAAGGCACAUAAGUCACAGAAUUACUUUCCAACUGAUAAGCAAUCCUUAACACUUCUUUGUAUGCAUUCCUACCCUAUCUUAUACUCUCAAGGAAAAAAAAAAUCAAAGCAGAUUCAAAAAAAUAAAAAA